ACUUGUUGUUAACCGUGGCGGUACUUAGUUUUCUUUUGCACCAAAUGCAACAUUGCGAUGAUUGACUUUCUGAUUCGAAUUUCCUCUUGUGGCGCAACUUACAGAUGUUCUUUUCUUAGAUUCUUGGAAAGGUUGGUAAGCUCUUCCAAGGACAAGUUCUUGAGAGUAUGGGACCUUGAUACUCAGCACUGCGUGCAGAUCAUUAAUGGGCAUCAUACUGAAAUUUGGUCCGUAGAUGCCGACCCUGAAGAGAAAUAUCUGGUUACUGGAUCUGCAGAUCCAGAGCUUCUGUUUUACCCAAUUAAGCAUGAUUUGUCUGAUGAUAAACCUAUAACUAACACAAAUGAAGGAGUAGACAUUGCUGCUACCACUCAAAGCAAAUGAGAAUUCCUGAGGCCAUUUGGCGAAAUUCAAAGAAAGAGCAAGGAUAGGGUUGCUACUGUGAGGUUCAACCAAACAAGAAACAUACUGGCUUGUCAACAUGCUGGGAUGAGUCUGAAUCCAAACGUAAAGCGAAAACAAGAAUUAGUAGGGAGAAGAAAACAUUGAAAGAAAAUGGAGACUCAAAUAAUGUUGGAAUCAAUGGAGAAGGCAAGAACCUUGUUAUUAUUACUGCGUUUGAAGUUUUUAAGCUUUUACUUACACUGCGGGCUGGAAAGAAGAUAUGCUCAAUUGCUUUUAGUCCGGUUGCAUCGAAGGACACACUGGCUACUUUGGCAUUGUCUUUGAAUAAUAAUAAUUCAUUACAAUUUUAUGCAAUUGAUGAAAGUGGGGCAGCCAACAAAGGCAGUAGUAUUGAUCUCCAAGGGCAUCGGUCUGAUGUGAGAAGUGUUACUCUUAGUUCAGACAACACACUUCUAAUGUCGACAAGUCAUAGUCUGAUUUAGAUAUGGAACCCUAGCACUAGAUCUUGCCUCCAGACAAUAGCAUCGGGAUAUGGGUUGUGUGGCAUGUUUAUUCCUGGAAACAAAUAUGCAGUUGUUGGAGCAAAAGGAGGAACUUUAGAGAUCCUUGAUGUUAGGAGUGUUACUUGCAUUAAUGUGGUGGAAGUUCAUGGUGGAUCGGUUCACUCCAUUGCUGCAACUCCAGAUGGAACUGGUGGUUUUAUUACUGGGAGUGCUGAUAAUGACAUCUUUCAGCAUCAAGUCCUGGGAGUUAAAGUUAAACCAAAAGUCUGGCCAGGUAUUUUUCAUGGAUUCUCUCAAUCUUUUCCUGUCAUUGAAUGGCCACAAACUGCCUGUUCUAUAUAUGGAUGUUUCAUCAGAUGGAGAUAUGCUUGUUAGUGGCUCUGCUGACAAAAAUUUGAAGAUUUGGGGACAAGUGAAAAAGAUAAAAAGGAAAAGGCGAGCAAAGGAAAUGAAAAGGAUCAAAAUCUCCAUUUAGCAGUGUGAAACUCUGUUUGAAACAUUAUGGAGGUGCCAGGUUGAGUAGCAAAGCUGUGACACUAGCUCCAUGUGGAAAGCUAGGAACGAGCAUAUCUUUGCACAAAAUGCAGCCAUUGUCCAAGGAGUAUUUUUGCAGAUUCACAAAUGGCUUAUAGGGUACUAUUUAGACUUUAUCCUAUAACUAUGAUUAAUUUUUGAACUCUAGGAGAUUUAUGGCUUUGAAACCUUGAAGACUGAUUUCCAAUACCCUGAUAUAUCUAGAAUUCUCUUGGCAAAGGUUGUCUCCAUAAGAUGAUGUACAAUUACACUUUUGCUGUUAAUAUGUUUUUACCAUUCAUAAAA
Molecule: messenger RNA, 1727 nt
Organism: Cuscuta europaea
Lineage: Eukaryota; Viridiplantae; Streptophyta; Magnoliopsida; Solanales; Convolvulaceae
Source: the annotation of a GenBank genome assembly